Labeo rohita (rohu) is the source of this 2066-nucleotide messenger RNA. Its product is annotated as gastrula zinc finger protein xLCGF3.1. Gene Ontology annotation, molecular function: DNA-binding transcription factor activity, RNA polymerase II-specific; RNA polymerase II cis-regulatory region sequence-specific DNA binding. NCBI's taxonomy places the organism in Eukaryota, Metazoa, Chordata, Actinopteri, Cypriniformes, Cyprinidae. The record is from RefSeq and is a predicted model, not a curated record. Bases 324 to 1217 code for a protein of 297 amino acids. The transcript is spliced from 4 exons. Gene Ontology annotation, biological process: regulation of DNA-templated transcription.
GUUGUUUGACGAAGCUUCAGUUUGUGUUUUGUUUCACCUUCACUGAAUUAUUUUACUCAGCUGCAGUGACGUCAUACAGAAGCCCCGCCCACAAUCAUGAAUAUGAAGUAGUUUCUAGAUUGUGCAAACACUUUAAGGUGGUUUAAAAUCCAUUUAACGACCUUCAUCACAUUAACACACUAAAAACCUGCAAUUUUCAUGGACAACCACUGUUCGAGUGACACGUCAAGGUGCUGAAGCGCGAAUCUUAGCCUUUUAAAUUUUAACGGUUAUUUUGAUCCAUCUGAGGAGAAUCUUUUCGUUUAUCGAGCCGCAACAAAUAUAUGUUGAUCAUGAGAGCUCAGGUGGAUGUGAUGUGCUCUAAAUCAGUAGGAACUGAUCUGUCCAUGAUGGAUAUAGAUGGUUUCAUCACAGAAAUCAGUCUGCUGAAGAAAGAGUUGAGGACCCUGAAAGAGAGAAACCACAAACUGAACGGAGAGGAGAGUGUGUGUGACAGUCAUGGAUCCAGUGAUCAAACCUCCACAGAGUCUCCACAGGGUUCAGACUGUAAUGCUGGAGAACAACAGAUGCUGCAGACGCCCCUGAAAAUGUGCUCAGUCAAACUGCUGGACUGCAGGAAGAUGAUGAAGAUGAAGAGAGAAACCACAAGUGAGGAGCAACAGAGUGAUGAUGAUGAUGAUUGCAAUCCUUCAGACUCUCCGAGAAGAGCAACCCGAAAGUCUUACACCUGUGGACAGUGUGGAAAGAUUUUUAACCAUAAAGGACACUUUAAUGUGCACAUGAGAGUUCACACUGGAGAGAAGCCGUUCACGUGCCAUCAGUGUGGGAAGAGUUUCAAAUGUGCAGACGCUCUCAAAGUUCAUCUGCACAUUCACUCCGGAUUAAGACCGUUUAACUGUGUUCAGUGUGAGAAAACAUUUACCUUAUCAUCGGGCCUUAAAAAACAUCUGAAAAUCCAUGGAAAUAAGAAACCUCACAAAUGUUCUUUUUGUGGAAAGGGCUUUUCAAGCCUGUACUAUUUUAAAGAGCACCAGAAAAUGCAUACUAGUGUGCAAUCUCAUAUGUGCUUUGAGUGCAGCAAGACCUUCACUACAGCCAACCACCUGAAUCAACACCAAAGAAUUCAUACCAGAGAGAAACCUUACAGGUGCUCACACUGCGUAAAGAGUUUUCAUACGUCAGCACACCUGAGAGCACAUGAGAAGGUCCAUAAUUGAAAGAAGACAUACAAGUGCAGAUAAACCCAAAAAAAUGGCAUUUCCCUCAUAAGACUAAAAGCAUCUGUGAGGGAAAUUUGCAUUUUUUUUUUUUUUAAUUGUUUAACUGAAAAUUUAAGGGACCUUGAUGUUUCAGUGUGCUGUGUCAUGUCAUUAUUUUUAUUUUGUUUUAUUUUUAUACAAUUUUAUAUUUAACAGAUGCAUAUAAAAAGAUAUCUGUAAUUUGAUAGUUGUAAUAAAAAUUAACGCCUGUGAUAUAACGUUGUCAUUUGUCUAAACAACCACUGAGUGUACGAGCCGUUUCGAAGUGCGACUUUAGCAUUUUAAACUUCAGCUGCCCUAUUGAGGAAUCUGUAGUUAGGUGACAUUGAGACUGGGCAUUUCUUGACAGCCCUUUAUGUAUCCUGUGGACACCCUAGCUGAGAGCCCGUUUAUACUAGUAUAAAAACGAGCCACAUCUACACUUGUGUUUUCACUGGGUUUCAGUCUGAAAUGCAUCUCGAGUUUUCAAUCAAAAACAGGGUCUGGAAUAUUUUCGUAAAUCACUGUUUUUGAGGGAGCAAAACUUAUGCAUUUUAAAAAGAAAAUGCACUAGUGUAAACGUAGCCUUAGUUUGAAAACUCCAGGGUUGCGUUGUGUAAAUGGACCAAAACGGAGAUUUUUGAAAACUAUGGCGUGGAUGCCCACGUUAACUCUGCGUAUUGUUGACAACCAUGUAAACAAUAAAAUCAUGCUCAUUAUGAAUGAUCAUGUGACAUUCGUUUUAAAUGCAGUGAAAACACCAGUGUAGAAGUGGAUCAUUUCCGCCUCUUUAAAAUGAAAACACACUAGUGUAAACAGGAUCUAAAA